This is a messenger RNA of Saccoglossus kowalevskii, 538 nucleotides long. RefSeq names its product G protein-coupled receptor kinase 3-like. Gene Ontology annotation, biological process: protein phosphorylation; regulation of signal transduction; G protein-coupled receptor signaling pathway. Lineage: Eukaryota; Metazoa; Hemichordata; Enteropneusta; Harrimaniidae. The record is from RefSeq and is a predicted model, not a curated record. Gene Ontology annotation, molecular function: ATP binding; G protein-coupled receptor kinase activity; G protein-coupled receptor binding.
CCGUGACGAUAUCUGCUUCUGUCAUAGCAGGUCAAACGCGGCCCGAUGGUGCCAAUUUUCGCCGUUUGAAUGACUGUGUGACGCGAAUGGUUCUUGGAAAGUGUGUAGGAUAUACCGUCUGCUGAUCGAUCACCAAACUCGUUGAUUUUUUUUCUUCUCGGAUUGGGGAUAAUUGCUAUUCGCUGCCACCGAUUCAGUGCUAGUGUACGGAGAAACAGUCAAAAUGGCGGACCUCGAAGCUGUGUUAGCUGACGUUAGCUAUCUUAUGGCUAUGGAGAAGAGCAAGUCUACUCCAGCAGCUAGAGCAAGUAAAAAGAUAGUACUUCCGGAUCCAAGCGUUCGCAGUGUCAUGUAUAAAUAUCUCGAGGAAAGGGGUGAAAUAACCUUUGACAAGAUUUUCAAUCAAAAAAUCGGAUAUUUACUUUUCAAGGACUACUGCACUAAUGUGAUCGAUGAACCAGUUCCACAACUUCAAUUCUAUGAGGAGAACAUAACAACAUGGGUUGUAUGGAGCUUCUCUAUUUAUUAUGUGGUAUGA